This is a messenger RNA of Drosophila eugracilis, 1022 nucleotides long. RefSeq names its product serine protease grass-like. The record is from RefSeq and is a predicted model, not a curated record. NCBI's taxonomy places the organism in Eukaryota, Metazoa, Arthropoda, Insecta, Diptera, Drosophilidae. The transcript has 5 exons. Gene Ontology annotation, biological process: proteolysis. Bases 306 to 938 code for a protein of 210 amino acids. Gene Ontology annotation, molecular function: serine-type endopeptidase activity.
CCUUAAGCAGAAACCAAGAGGCAGCGAUUGACUAUCUGGCGAAGGAGAUGGAUAAGACGCAGACGAGAAGAACGAAGCGUAAGAUGAUCGCAGAGUGUAAGAGAAGAGUUGACGACGAUAAGACGUGCUCUUGAGGAGCAAAUAGAGCAGAGUAACUUAAUCAUAAGUUAAUUAAGAAAUAUGAACUUUACUAUAAUACGCUGGAAGACGAGGUUCUGGAAAAUCAAAACUUCAGCUUAUCUUCAUAGCUGCAAUGUUAUAAGACUCGGACUCAGGACUGCAAAGCGGUUAUUCCCAACUCAAGAAUGAAGAUCGGCGGAGCUGUUAUUACGCUGCUCUCUUGGUGCAUUGGGCUUGGUAAUGGACAGUCAGCUAUAUCAUUCCUGGAGCCGAACUGUGGCAUUUCGCUGACAGAAUCUCGUAAUGCAAGAACGAGGAUUGUUGGUGGUAAGGUGGCAGAUAUGUUCGGAAACCCAUGGAUGGCCCUGAUUAAAAGCGAUGUCAUGUGUGGGGGUACACUCAUCACAAGUAAAUUUGUGCUUACUGCUGCACAUUGCAAAAGCAACAGGCCCACUGUAGCAUACCUUGGAGAGUUUGAUACGACGACCGUCAUUGAUUGCUCUCCAAAGGAAUGCAUGCCAAAUGCCAUUGCAAUUUCUGUCGAUGCUCAAAUCACUCAUCCCAGCUUCGUGAAUUACCUGGAAAAUGACAUCGCGCUGUUUCGACUGGCCAGGAAGGUUCAGUACUCCGACUACGUCAAGCCAAUCUGUCUGCUGACCAACUACAACCCACUGCCCCAAAUCAGAUACCUAACUGCCACAGGAUGGGGUGUAACCGAGUACGGAGCAUUGAGCAGCGUUUUAAGGACCACCACCUUGACUCAAGUAGAUCGAUCGCGAUGCUCCGCCUUAUUUAGAAGGAUUGCAAUAUUGACAUGAAUUUCUGGGAAUUCAAUGUCUGUGUCAGCUCCUCCUUAUCGUCAACGACGGGAAGGCAAGUGCAUAAAAGCCCAGACUCCGCUU